This is a messenger RNA of Adineta ricciae, 963 nucleotides long. NCBI's taxonomy places the organism in Eukaryota, Metazoa, Rotifera, Eurotatoria, Adinetida, Adinetidae. The record is from the annotation of a GenBank genome assembly.
AUGGUGAAUACAUCUUCAAAAAAACGCCCUAUGGAACAUGGCUCAAGUAGUGAAGAGUCCGAAUCUGAAAAUGAGUAUCAAGUCGAGGCAAUUAUUGACAAGCGUACAAAAGGAAAAAAAGUGCAAUAUCUUCUCAAAUGGAAGGGCUAUUCCGAUGCUGAUAAUACUUGGGAAAAUGAAACAAAUAUGAACUGUCCUGAUCUCGUUCGAGAAUUUGAAGAGAAUUACAAGAAGAAUAAUACUGAAAGAAAAUCAAAUGGAAAAAACGAAUCGAAGACGAGAAAACGAUCGACAAAAUCGAAGAAAGCUAAAGUCGAAGCAAGCGACGAAGAAGAUCAUUCAGAUGGAGAAUCAUCAAAAGCCAAUGACGACGAGUCCGGAAAAACUCGUGAUCACAAUGUCAGCAGUGCGUCGACUACUGCGACCCAUGAAGAAUUGAUGACGAGUAAUUGUGAAUCGCUGGAAAGAACUCGUCUUCGAUCAGCAUCAAAGACCGAAAGUGCCAAUGGGGAAGUCGUUCACGAAGUCAAGGUAUCGACAAAUAGCGACUAUGACAAAACAACGAACAAUGGCUUCGAACUAGUUAAUAGAUCUUCACCAGUUAAAGAGAAUAGUGCCAAUGAAUCACCAGUAAAUCUUCGUCUUCGCAUUACACCAAGUGCUGCAUCGUCACCAUCGAUCACAUUGAACGAUAGUGAUAAUAAUAACAACAUGAACAACAAGUCGACAGUAGAAAAUGAAGUUAACAACCAUAGUCAUGACCUUGAGGCAUUCGAAAUGAUCAAUGACGAUGAAGAACCAGUGGAGAAGAUCGAAGGUGUCCGAAAUGAUCAAAAUGGAAUAUCUUUUCGUAUUAAAUUAUCCGGAAAACCCGAGACAGAAUGGAUGUCGGCGAAGGUUGCCAAUCGAAAAUAUCCGCAAGCUGUAAUCGCUUUCUGGGAGAGUCACGUCGAAUUCACAUAA